Messenger RNA from Sphaeroforma arctica JP610, 1958 nucleotides. RefSeq lists its product as hypothetical. The coding region runs from base 143 to 1399 and encodes 418 amino acids. The record is from RefSeq and is a predicted model, not a curated record. Gene Ontology annotation, cellular component: cytoplasm. Gene Ontology annotation, molecular function: GTP binding; GTPase activity; ATP hydrolysis activity. NCBI's taxonomy places the organism in Eukaryota, Ichthyosporea, Ichthyophonida. The transcript is spliced from 11 exons.
AUAUAUUUACUUCACGGAGCGUCAACAGAAAGAAUACUUAGGUGCGUACGCGUACUGGUCCAUUUGCCUAUGUAGGUUGCAUGACCAUCUAGUGGAACAAAAUACAGCUCAACAUAGCUUGCAUCAGUGCGUAACGUAGAAGAUGGCUAUUUAUUGCAGUGUUCGUUCGCCGGUGGCAACGCUACGGCGCAGUGCCACUUCUGUGUCAGACUCAGCGUACAAGCUCACGGCGCUGUCAUCAACAUUAUGGAGACGAUCGUACAGCACAAAUCUGAAUCGAUUGGUAACAAACAACAGUAGGUACAAUGUUGAAGAGGAGCGUACAGUACCCAGAUUUUCAGAACCCAAACCCAUGUCCGAGAAACGAAAAGAAUUUUUGAACAAAAUGCUAGAAGGGGUUCUGAAGGGAGAGCGUAGCUGGCUAUCUCAGGCGAUAACUCUUGUGGAGUCAUCUGUCAGAGACCAUCGGAUACAAGCGCAGAACCUGAUUUCACAGGCUCUUGAGCGACACAACGCAAAGAAGCACAUUAGAAGGGGUGCCUUCCGCAUCGGACUGUCUGGACCCCCAGGCGCUGGAAAAUCAACCUUCAUCGAAGCAUUCGGGUCGCUUCUCACCGACAAGGGAUACAAAUUGGCCGUUUUGGCUGUAGAUCCCUCCAGUACCCGCACGGGUGGUUCCAUUCUCGGCGACAAGACACGCAUGGAGAAGCUCACCAACAACCCGAAUGCGUACAUCCGUCCCUCACCUUCCAGGUGUACACUCGGCGGUGUGGCGAGAAAUACCACGGAGGCGAUCGCUCUCUGUGAAGUCGCCGGGUAUGACAUUAUCAUUGUUGAAACCGUGGGAGUCGGUCAAUCCGAGACAACAGUGGCGGACAUGGUCGAUCUCUUCUGUUUGCUUAUGCCGCCAGCUGCAGGGGACGAGCUACAGGGUAUCAAGCGCGGAAUAGUGGAGAUCGCACAGGUGGUGUUGGUGAACAAGGCUGAUGGUGAUCUGGUACCCGCUGCCACCCGGUCCACCGCUGAAAUUCGCGGGGCCCUCAAGAUACUCAGGCCGCAGAGUCACAAUUGGAAGCCCAAGGUGCAAAUGCUAUCUUCGCUCACGAAUACGGGCUUAGACAAAGCGUGGGACAUUAUGGUUCGCUUUAGAAGUAAGAUGCUGGAAACGGGUGAGUGGAAUCAAAGGCGACGGCAACAAAACCAAGUGCACAUGUGGUCGUACGUUCAAGCCAACACUAUGGAACUACUACAUGCAGACCCGGGAGUACGUCAAAUACUGCGCGACCUUGAGGGCCGUGUAAUGCGAGGCGAGGUUCCGGCGGGAUCUGCAGCCGAUCAGAUAGUUGAUAAAUUUCUGGAGAGUAGGAUAGGAGAGUCUGUUGCGACACCAGAGCACUAGCAUUGCCUCGAUUUCUUAAAAGAAAAACUGCUGAUGGUAGGGUAUGAAGGCGGUGAUUUCGGAGCGCUACUUGCUAUCGGAUUGUACGAUAGGUAGAUAGCAUCAAGGAGAAAUAGAACACUAGAUGGUAAAUCUGAGUGAUGAAUGGGUCAUGUACUGGACAUGCAGGGAAUUUCCCGCGCUGCAUACGCCACAGUCAUGGGGUUCGCUACAACAAACGACAGUAUUGCAUGCAGCAGGCACAAUGAUCUGAAGGUGCGCGUCCGCCAUUGUAGCAUACAGUCAUAAUCGUUAUAGUUUUGAAGGACAGAUAAUUAUAUAGCGUAUACCAAUUUUGUCAAAGAUUAGCGUACUUCGGCGCAGUAUUCACACAUCAUCUUUCACCGGCGUUAUUUGACGAAUGGUCUAAGCCCGCCCAAAUCGGCCAGAACAUAGGCAUUGAUUCUCAGAUCACAUUACAUCGUAAAUAUUAUUAUCAUCGUAGGACAAACACCUUUCGCUGGUUAAAUAACAAUGCGGCAAGUGAUGAACAUAAAUCUAGCACUAAGAUAUUACACAA